This is a messenger RNA of Pestalotiopsis fici W106-1, 426 nucleotides long. RefSeq lists its product as uncharacterized. The record is from RefSeq and is a predicted model, not a curated record. Gene Ontology annotation, biological process: translational initiation. The transcript has a single exon. Bases 1 to 426 code for a protein of 141 amino acids. NCBI's taxonomy places the organism in Eukaryota, Fungi, Ascomycota, Sordariomycetes, Amphisphaeriales, Sporocadaceae. Gene Ontology annotation, molecular function: translation initiation factor activity.
AUGGCUUCCAAUGAAUCAGAGUCUCGUGUCAUCUCGGGUAUACCCUUUGAUCCUUUCACUCCCCCAACGAUUCAAAUCAAGGUGCACAAGCUUCGCUUCACCUUGGUAGAGGGUCUGGACUCGAACCCAUAUAUUGACCUCAAGGCUGUGUUCAAGCAAAUGAAAAAGAGUCUCGGCUGUGGAGGCAUGAUCAUGAACGAUCCUGAAGUGGGCGAGUCAAUUGUCCUGAGCGGAGAUCAGCGCUCCAAGGUCGAGAGGUUUCUAGUUGACGAAGAGCAGGGACUCGGAAUCUCCCAUCGCUUCGUCAAGGUCGUCGAGGCCGAGGCCUCACGUGGUGGUGGUACGCCUUCGCCAAAAUUGCGGAAACAAAAGAAGAUCAAAUCUGCAAUGGACUUGCCAGAGUUGAUGCGGCUGAACAAUAUCUGA